AUGAGGUUACUCUUGCUGGUGACAGCACUGCUCUCAUGGAUCCUCCAAGUGAGGGGCAAAGCGGUUUUCGCUCACUUCAUGGUUGGCAACACGGCCGAGUAUACCGACUCAGACUGGGCGGACGACAUCAAUAAGGCGAAAGAGGCGCACAUAGAUGCUUUUGCUCUCAACAUGGCACAGGGCGAAGAAAUGAACGACAAAUCUGUCAAGGCCGUCUUUGCUAAGGCUGAACAGCUCGGCUUUCAUUUAUUCUUCAGCUUUGACUACGCCGGCAAUGGCCCGUGGAAGAAACAAGUCGUCAUUGACAUGUUGAAGAAGUACAGCAGCAGCCCAGCUCACUUCCGCCACGAGGGCAAGCCUUUCGUGUCAACCUUCGAAGGCCCUGCACAGGCGGACGAUUGGAUCGAUAUCAAGGCUCAAACAGGCUGCUUCUUCGUACCUGACUGGAGUUCCGAUGGAGCUAAGAGAGCUAUGGAACGUGCUGGAGGCGUCGCAGACGGCCUAUUCAGCUGGGAUUCAUGGGCCUGGGGUGGUCAUGAUAUGGAUACCUACACCGAUGCCUCGUAUGACGAGUUCCUAGGCGGGAAGCCGUAUAUGAUGCCUGUGUCUCCUUGGUUUUAUACCAACAUGCCAGGUUUCGGCAAGAACUGGCUCUGGCGAGGAGACCAUGCCUGGUAUGACCGUUGGGUGCAGGUCAACUGGUGGCAGCCUGAGUGGGUGCAGAUCAUCUCAUGGAACGAUUACGGCGAAUCCCAUCACAUCGGCCCCGUUAGGGAUCACGCGCUCGUUGCCUUCAAGACAGGCAAAUCCCCAUACAACUACGCCCUCGACCGUCCCCACGACGCUUGGAGGACUCUCUUGCCUUUCACUAUCGAUCUCUACAAGCACAAUAUCGCCACCAUCACGCAGGAAGGCGUCGAAUUCUGGUAUCGCAGAGUUUACCGCAAGGACUGCAAUGAUGGUGGCACUACGGGCAACACCGCAUCGCAGGUCCAGCUGGAGUACAAGCCCUCUGAGCUAGUGUCAGAUGAGGUUUUCUUCUCGGCACUGCUCACGGAGGAGGCGGAGCUGCAUGUUGUGAUCGGCGGAUCUGCGUACAGGAGCACCUGGAGGAACAAGCCAGAGGGCGGCGCUGGCAUCUAUCAUGGCGGGGUGCCUUUUGACGGCAGAGAAGGCGGCGUCGAAAUCAGGCUCAUCCGAGGCGGCAAAACCAUCAUGAGCGUGACUGGCCCAGACGUCGGACGGAAUUGCGGCAGCGAUGGCUACCACAACUUCAACCCAACCACGGGUGGCAGGAUGAUGGCGGCGUCACGCAGUGUGACGGUGCCGUCGCUUUCGAACCAGAUAUGCAUCGGUGGAUGGGGUGCCAACGACUUCAGCCGGCUCUGCAAGUUCACCUGCAGCUACGGGUAUUGCCCCAAGGGUGCCUGCGUCUGCACCACGCUAGGCACGGAGUUUGAAUAUCCCAACGGAACCGGCCCCCCCGGAUUCGCGCUCGAGGGCCGAGGUUCCAGUUACGCCGGUCUUUGUUCGUCAGCCUGCUCGUAUGGGUUCUGCCCGGAGGAGGCAUGUGGCCUAACGGAGCAUCCGUUGAUCGAGCCCAUGGUGUCACCCUUCCAGCCCCCGGCUUGUGUAUCCGGUACUGGCCCUGGCGACCUCGCCGCGCUUUGUAGCUUUACCUGCAGGCACGGAUACUGCCCUAUCGCCGCCUGCACAUGUUUGAGUCAGGGUGAGCUCGACUGGCUCGAUCCCACGGUUGACCUCAAGGCCGGCACCAUCAAGGACGACGGUCAUGGCUUGUGUGCGUUUGCCUGUUCAAGGGGCUAUUGUCCCUUUGACAAGUGCGUGCAGAGAGUCAUCGGAGACCAGGGCAGCCAGGAUGGCGGCGGCCGUGACAUCGGGAUGGUCAACCUCAAUCAGACAUGCUUCCGCAGCGAGAAGUGCGUCGAUAUUGAGGACGACAUCAACAAGCUUGGGUACUCCAAGGCCUGUGGACAGAGUUACAAGCGUGUCGGUUGGGACAAGAGCAUCUGCAGCGGUAUUGGCGGCAACUGGGGUCAGCCCAUCUGCUGCAAAGCAACAGACGCUCCGGAGAAGUGUAUGUGGAGAGGCAAUGGCGGCGACUGCAAUGGUCAAUGCCACGAGGGCGAGGUUACGCUGUACAAGUCUGGAAACGGUGGCUGGCCGGUAGAGUCCGGCGGCAACAACAACCAGUGUAGCCGAGGCUACAAGUACUUUUGCUGCAGUAUGGACAGUUAUGACGAGUUGACUGACCAGUGCUACUGGAGUGGUUGCGAAGAAAGUUGCAAAGGUGGCGAGCAUGACGUUGCAACAGCUGUCAGCUCACCCGACCAGACAUGCAACCUCUUCAAGUACAUGUCUCACUACUGCUGCAAGUCUUCUCAACCGCCACUCCGAAGCUGCCAUUGGGUCGGCAAGGGCGACUGCGCAGACAACACAUGCUCGGCCACCGAGGUGACGGUGCGGACCAACUCUCAAGGAGACAGUCUCGUGGAUUGUCUCUGGGGCCGGAAGAAGGCGCUCUGCUGCACCCCAAAUGACGAUGUCUUCGACACACCCACAUGUGGUGGAAGUCUUUGUGACUACCCAGGCUCCGGAUUCAACUGCGAUGAGGAACUUUAUGCGGACGACUACUCUGAUGAAGACGAGUGCGAACCGGCAUUCUGCCCCAGCCUUGACCGUCGUGGAAGCAAGCGACCACCGUUCAUAGUGGCAUGGGAGCAGGUUAUCAACGGUAUCGUCCGCAAAUUCAGACUUGAGUUACAGAUGAGAGGGGCUCCAGGCUCCAGCAACCUCCACAGAGCUACGCGAAGCACCCCGGCCAGCAACAACGUUUUCAGGAUGGUACAGAAUGAUUGCCGUUCGACAGAAAUCGAGGUCCUGGACAGAUCCACAAUGAGUUCCCAGGAGUUGAGAAAAUCUGUCGAUACGGAGCACAAUCCCGAUGGGCAAUACACCCGUGACUUUGUUAGGACCAUGGCCACUGGCAUCCUCCCCAACGGCUCAACCACUACCAACGGCCCUAUGCACGGCCCCGACCUCGCGGAUAACUGGAACGCCGAGGUCUUGCCAGCGAACUUGCCUCGUGCUGGAUCCAGUCAUACGCUGCGGACACCGAAUGGCUACUUGUUUGACCGCUUUGGUUCGCAGGGUAACCGGGAGCCGUUUGUGCUAUGCGAGCGCGUCAUGAACCAGAUGAAGGGCCGCAUCUACAACUUGCGUCAACCAUCACCCAAAGCGGAUAACGGCGGUAAUACUGGUGGCGGUUCUGGAUCCGGUAGUAACGACCCGGACAGCGAUGUCGGAGAACGGCCAGGUAUUAUAGGAGAUGAUCGGUUUGAAACGCUGUUAAUCAACAUGAUGAGUGGAGAUGUGGCAGCGCAAACAGAGAUGUUCGACAGCAUUCGGAUGUCCAUCGGCGUCUUCCGUUACAUUAAUCACCCUGACGCACUGCCGACGGUUCAACGCAAUCGCCGAGAAAUCCGGGCUGCGGUCAUAGCAAUAGCCAAGUUCGUCAGGCCCUUGAGCGAUGCCGCGGCGAUUCACCGGGAGUUUGACAGCAAUUGGUACCGCGAGGGCGCUGACAGAACAAGAGCGUGGGUGGCCGAACGUAUUUUAGAGAUACGCUUGAAUUUCGGUCAGCUCGAGCGAGAUGGUAAUUUGCCACCUAAUGCCGCCGAGGUUCAAGAUAUCUUGGACGCUCUUUCAGAUCAGAUUCAUUAUAUUCAACCACCGCCUGAUAUUUGA
Colletotrichum siamense is the source of this 3768-nucleotide messenger RNA. RefSeq names its product Mutanase (gene Mutanase). Bases 1 to 3768 code for a protein of 1255 amino acids. The transcript has 3 exons. Lineage: Eukaryota; Fungi; Ascomycota; Sordariomycetes; Glomerellales; Glomerellaceae. Gene Ontology annotation, molecular function: glucan endo-1,3-alpha-glucosidase activity. Gene Ontology annotation, biological process: mating projection tip cell wall disassembly. The record is from RefSeq and is a predicted model, not a curated record.